UAAAAGCAGCAGUACGUUUCAUAAAUUGUCUACCGGAGGACAGCCUAGGUGGAAGGUAUCAUGUCUGCACUUUUCAAAGCAAGAAAAGCUCUGGGCUUGUGUCUCAGCGGCUGUCGAAGUUUUUCCCAGCUGGCGGAGUUACCAGAGACCCAUCAGAUACUGAGGCAGACCUGCAGAGACUACGCAGACAGAGAGCUGAUCCCCAUCGCUGCAAAGCUCGACAAGGAGCACGCAUACCCAGCCAAACAGAUCCAUGAGUUGGGGGCGAUGGGGGUGAUGGCCAUGGAGGUCCCAGAGGAGCUGGGUGGAGCAGGGAUGGACUACCUGGCCUACAGCGUGGCUGUGGAGGAGAUCAGCAGAGGCUGCGCCAGCACCGGUGUGGUGGUCUCUGUGAACAAUUCUCUCUACAUCGGACCCAUACUGAAGUUUGGCUCAGAAGAACAGAAAAAACAGUGGAUUCCCCCGUUUACCACCGGAGAGAUGGUGGGCUGCUUCGCCCUUAGUGAGCCAGGUAAUGGCAGCGAUGCGGGUGCAGCCUCCACCAUGGCUCGUCAGGAGGGGGACCACUGGGUGCUGAAUGGAACCAAAGCCUGGAUCACCAACAGCUGGGACGCCUCGGCCACCGUCGUCUUCGCCACCACAGACAAGAAGCUCAAGCACAAGGGUAUCAGCGCCUUCCUGGUCCCUAUGCCACACCCGGGACUUUCUCUGGGCAAAAAGGAGGACAAGUUGGGCAUCAGAGCCUCGUCCACUUCUAACAUCAUCCUUGAGGACUGCAGGAUACCGCUGGACAACAUGCUGGGGCCCCGCGGUGCAGGAUUCAAAAUCGCGAUGCAAACCCUGGACAGCGGCCGGAUUGGCAUUGCAGCUCAGGCUCUGGGCAUCGCUCAGGCGUCUCUGGACUGCGCCGCCGACUACUCUCACAAACGUACGGCCUUUGGAGCGCCCAUCGGCAAGCUGCAGGCCAUUCAGUUCAAGCUGGCCGACAUGGCUGUGGCGAUAGAGAGCGCUCGCCUGCUCACCUGGAAGGCUUCUCUUCUUCGAGAUUCAAAGAAACCCUUCACAAAGGAAGCAGCGAUGGCUAAACUAACGGCGUCUGAAGCCGCCACUUUCUGUGCACAUCAGGCCAUCCAGAUCCUGGGAGGGAUGGGUUUCGUGACAGACAUGCCCGCUGAGAGGCACUACCGCGAUGCUCGCAUUACAGAGAUCUACGAAGGAACCAGUGAAAUCCAGAGACUGGUUAUCGCUGGCCAGAUACUGAAGGAAUACCAGUUAUAGACAUGUUUUUAUCUGCAGUACGGACAUUUAACCUCAGAUCUGUCAUCAGAUAAGGCGACUUCAUCAGACUUCAGCACAUCUACAGCCUGCAGUUUUAACCUUUUUUUUUAAUUAAUUUUGUAACAAGCCUUUAAAACCUGCAAUGGAUUGCCGACCUGUCCAGGGUGUAUCCUGCCUCUCGCCUGCUAAUUGCUGGGAUAGACUCCAGCUUCCCUGCAACCCAAACUGGACUAAGCGUUGUUGGAUAGAUGAAAGUCUUUAAAUCGAUUUGGGGUUAGAGGUGAGAAGUUCUUUUUACCCUCCACUGUCUCACAUCUUCAGGAAAUUCAGGAAAGGGUUUAAACUCACUGUAAACUACAAAAACUGAAGUCUGAAAAAGUGCAACUUGCAGGGUAAUAAAAAUAUGUCUAAAGAAAACCUUCGAGAGGUGUGGAGAACUACUACCACUGUAAAAUAUUACAACAUUUUUUCACUGCCGAGCGAGAAAUAAAAAGAAAUGAGGGCUGAAUGAGACUAGCUGGUGUAAAUCAACCUGAGAUCAGGCUGAUAAAUGUACACAGACACAUGCAAAUGCAUUUAUAUAUUCAGUGAAAAUGAUUGAAAAACAAGUGAUUUGAAUAAGAUCGGCCUGUAGAUCCCCUGCUGGCCAGAAGUCAUCCUGCACACUUCAAUAGUUGAUUUUUCUUACAGCUUAAAUCAUCAUGUGCCAACACCGCUCAGCUUCAGUAAGAAAUUAUAAGAUUUAAGUUUUUUUUAGUAAAAGAAUUUCCCUGUUUAAGUGUUAUUCAUUGGUUUGGUUAAACUAUUUGUGCUCUACAGCCUCAGUCUCCAUUUUCUGUUUGUGCCUGUCAUUAGGAGGAUCAACCACCAGAGGGCGACAUAGUGCCUUCAUGUUGACCCAGUUUUGUCUCCUUACAUACUGUCUGGUGGUGUAUUCACUGCACCGUGGCAACACUCAGGCUCAUCACAGUGACCGCAGAUUAAGCAGAUUAUUUGCUAAGAUGAAGAUUAUUCUGGGUUCUGUACAUUUUUUUGUAGAAUUUUAGAGGCUAUGUGAUGAAAAACAAUGUGUCUGCUUCACACACCUCUUGUGCCUCAAUAUCUUGUACAUAUUUAAUGUAAUUUAUUGUGUGCAAAUGAUAAUAAAAACGUGAUUGCAACACUA
This is a messenger RNA of Melanotaenia boesemani (Boeseman's rainbowfish), 2443 nucleotides long. RefSeq names its product acyl-CoA dehydrogenase short chain (gene acads). The record is from RefSeq and is a predicted model, not a curated record. Gene Ontology annotation, cellular component: mitochondrion. The transcript has 10 exons. Lineage: Eukaryota; Metazoa; Chordata; Actinopteri; Atheriniformes; Melanotaeniidae. Gene Ontology annotation, biological process: fatty acid beta-oxidation using acyl-CoA dehydrogenase; butyrate catabolic process. Gene Ontology annotation, molecular function: flavin adenine dinucleotide binding. The coding region runs from base 61 to 1278 and encodes 405 amino acids.